Molecule: messenger RNA, 1566 nt
Organism: Sordaria macrospora k-hell
Lineage: Eukaryota; Fungi; Ascomycota; Sordariomycetes; Sordariales; Sordariaceae
Source: RefSeq, a predicted model, not a curated record
AUGAGAGGCCUUCUCGCUCUAUCGCUAGCAGCCUGUGCUGCGGCGGCCCCAGCAGUCAACCAUGAGUCGAUUCAUGGCGAUGCUGCCCCCAUUCUUUCGUCCUCCAACGCCGAGGUCGUUCCCAACUCCUACAUCAUCAAGUUCAAGAAGCACGUCACCGAUGACAAGGUGUCGGACCACCACACAUGGAUCCAGAAGAUCCACUCCUCCCGUAUGGAUCUGAAGAAGCGUAGCCAGAUCCCCAUGGUCGACGAUGUCUUUCGCGGCCUCAAGCACACAUACAAGAUUGGCCAGGACUUUAUGGGCUACUCUGGUCACUUUGACGAGGACACCAUUGAGGCUGUUCGCAUGCACCCUGAUGUCGAGUACAUCGAGCGUGAUAGCGUUGUCCACACCAUGAGCAUCUCGGAAGAUGUUGAUGCCGAGGGCAAGUGCGACAGCGAUAUCGAGAAGUCCGCUCCUUGGGGCUUGGCUCGUAUCUCCCACCGUGAUACUUUGAGCUUCGCUACCUUCAACAAGUACCUCUAUGCCGCUGAGGGUGGCGAGGGUGUCGAUGCCUAUGUUAUCGACACCGGUACCAACACCGAGCACGUGGACUUCGAGGGCCGUGCCAAGUGGGGCAAGACCAUCCCCAACGGCGAUGCUGAUGUCGAUGGGAACGGUCACGGCACCCACUGCUCCGGCACCAUCGCUGGCAAGAAGUACGGUGUUGCCAAGAAGGCCAACGUCUACGCCGUCAAGGUCCUCCGCUCUAACGGCUCUGGCACCAUGGCUGAUGUCGUUGCCGGUGUUGAGUGGGCUGCCAAGUCCCAUAUCGAGAACGUCAAGGCUGCCAAGGAUGGCAAGCGCAAGGGCUUCAAGGGCUCCGUCGCCAACAUGUCCCUUGGUGGUGGCAAGACCCAGGCUCUUGAUGACACUGUCAACGCCGCUGUCUCCGUCGGCAUUCACUUUGCCGUCGCUGCUGGCAACGAUAACGCCGAUGCUUGCAACUACUCUCCUGCUGCUGCUGCCAAGGCCGUCACCGUCGGUGCCAGCGCUAUUGAUGACAGCCGUGCCUACUUCUCCAACUAUGGCAAGUGCACCGACAUCUUCGCUCCCGGUCUCAGCAUUCUCUCCACCUGGAUCGGCAGCAAGUAUGCCACCAACACCAUCUCUGGCACUUCCAUGGCCUCUCCCCACAUUUGCGGCCUUCUCGCCUACUACCUUUCUCUUCAGCCUUCCAGCGAUUCUGAGUACUCUCUCGCUGAGAUCUCUCCCGAGAAGAUGAAGGCCAACCUCCUCAAGAUCGCCACCGUCGGUGCCCUCAGUGACAUGCCCCGUGACACCCCCAACCUCCUCGCCUGGAACGGUGGUGGCUGCAGCAACUACUCUGCCAUCGUCGAGGCUGACAAGAUCUCUUCCGUCUCUGAGCUUGAGAAGGCUAUUGAGCACGACUACGAGGUCAUCUCCGGCAAGGUCGUCAAGGGUGUCUCUUCCCUCUCCGACAAGGCUGAGAAGCUCUCGGAGAAGAUCCACAACAUGGUUGAUGAGGAGCUCAAGGAGUUCCUCGAGGAGAUCGCUCGUUAA